Molecule: messenger RNA, 6187 nt
Organism: Dermacentor silvarum
Lineage: Eukaryota; Metazoa; Arthropoda; Arachnida; Ixodida; Ixodidae
Product: cyanocobalamin reductase / alkylcobalamin dealkylase
Exons: 4
Coding region: 130-963 (277 amino acids)
Biological process (GO): cobalamin metabolic process
Cellular component (GO): cytoplasm
Molecular function (GO): cyanocobalamin reductase (cyanide-eliminating) (NADP+) activity; FAD binding; demethylase activity
Source: RefSeq, a predicted model, not a curated record
CGUGUCGUCGUGUGCGCAUGUGGCGCGGCGGUUUAUUGAAGCGCAUUUGGCCAUUGACCGGUAUCCACAGGAGAACGCCGCGAAGUACCAGCGCGUUUAAUAAAGGGGCACCACAGAGCUCCUGUUGCGAUGCAGAUCGACAACAUAGCUGCUGUACUAGAGCAGCUUCUGUCACCCGUGGGCAUCGAAACAUACCCUUUCAAGAUUACGUGUGGAUCCAGAGAUAUGCCGAGUUGCAGCGCGCGACAGUCGUUCACCUGUGCGUGUCGCCGGUGCUUCCAGAUUUCGUGGUACAACGAGUGCGUGCCGGACGUGUUCGAGUUCCCGUACCACCCGGACACUCUGUGUUUCGUGGCGAUCAGCACGCCGUCGACGUUUGAGAAGGCAUUCCUGCCUUUCAUCCUGGACAACCGGAACUCUUCGCUGAAGGACCCUUACGAUCAGUGCAUGACUGCGUGCUUCGCCAGAGUCAAGCAGGCUUUUCCUGGUGAUGUGCUGGAGGUGAUUCAAGAUUUUGAACUGCACCCUAACCGGCGACCGAAGGUCAUCAUGCAGACCGCCGGUCACGUUGCUGGUGCUGUGCACUACUACAGCUGUAGGGGCAUGCAGUUUGACGAAGAACUCCCACCAAAAAAGAGGCUCCUUGGAGUCAGCAUUCACCCACGGUACGGCGGGUGGUUUGCAUUCCGGGCUGUGUUCAUUUUCCGCAACGUCACCGCACUUGAGCUCCAACGGAGGCAGCCAGUGGAUGUUGUUUGUUCCGACGACCAACGGACAAACCUUGUGCGCCUCUUCAACUUCUCGUGGCGUGAUGGACGCUAUCGCGACGUCAUCGAUGUCGAGGAGCGCUACUCUGCGAAGCAGCAGGAAUACUUCAACACGCUACCCGGACAGAGGUGGCAGCUCAUUGAGAAGUGGAGGCAAGAGGCAGGCUCUUGCGGGCAGCUCAACGGGUGCUGUUGAUGAUGGGUGAAGCUGUUAGCAGGUGAAAAUUCUCGCUGGCAUUCCUCAGGAAAACUGCGUAAAAAAGAAGUUGCAAAUGAAAGCUGCACAUUGGAAGAAAACAAGGAAAUCUAUUGCAUUUUGCACAAUAUGGAUGUGUGACACAAAAAAAUGUGAUAUGAGUGAGUUGUUAUGUCUUGCUGGCAACAUUGAUGCAGCAUUAAAGACAAAAGACGGAAGCAAUAUGCGGUAAAACAAGUGCUUACAGAGGAAGGGGGACCUUAGAUCAAAUAUAUAUAUAUUUUUAAAUCUUUGCUCAUCGAGUUCAUCAUCAAGUUAUGGUGCUGAAAACUUGCGCUACAUAUUUGUAAUGCUAUGUGCUCAUCUUGAAUAUGGGAUUCAUUUUCCUUUAUCACCUUGGGUUCUAAUUUUAUGUGUUUCUUUAAUUUUCUGCGAAGAUUUUCAAAUGAUCAGUUUCUCAGAUUUCACUUUCAGGGUAUCAAUGGCUUCUGUAUGGUUCAAGGAGUGCCGUAAGAGCAACUUUGUUGAUGUGCCUACCCUAGAACAAGGGUGGCAAAACUUUGAAGUUAGGCUUCAUAAGAACACUUUCUCGAGUUUGAACUUCAAAGUCUAAUGCGAGUGCGUGCGUCCAUGCAUGCAUGUGUUGCAUACAUGAUAUAUGAGAAGAAAGGGAACCGAGGGGCCCGAUUUUUAUUAGUCAUAUCAUAAGAAGCCAACAAACAAUGACACGAAGGACAACAUAGGGGAAAUUACUUGUACUUACUAAUUGAAUUAAAGAAAAUUCUUUAAUUCAAUUAGUAAGUACAAGUAAAUUUUUCUUUAAAUCAAAAGUACAAGUAAUUUUCCCUGUGUUGUCCUUGGUGUCAUUGUUUGUUGGCUUCUUAUGAUAUACAUAAUAUAUGUAAUACAUACUACAUGUAUGUAGUACUGGUUUUCAGCACCAUUCCUCAAACAUUGAAGAUUUUUUCAAAUUUUUUGGUCCGCGGCCCAACUCUUCCCUUACGUGUGAAUUUCGAACGACUGCAUUUGGGAAUGCUAGUUUAAAGUGAAUGCUUGUUCUGUUGCAUGCACUUGUUGUGCAUCUUUGUCCUUUGCACUGCAUUGACAUUGCCAGCAAGUUAUGCAUGAGUGAUUACAUUCAAGCUAAUGCUCCUGUAGGUGUUAAGUUGCCUUUGUGUUGAUUUUAUUGUUGACUUGAGGAUAUUGAUGAUGUCAUCAUUGUGGUAUGGCCAACACCAAGUGAUUUCGUUGACAGACACGCUUAAAUUCUUUCACAUUGUUGCAGAGCUGCUGUGUGGCGUCUACGCUGCUACGAGAAAAGCGCGGAACAUUGUGUUAUGCAAACGCACAGGUGUAAUGGCUGCUGUUAUUUAUAUAUAUAUUUAUUUUCACCCUCAUAUUGGUGAUGAGGGCAAUGAGUUGUGAUAUUGAGCCAAUAAUAAGUCCACAAAUGGAUUAAAAAUUCUUUAGGUUCUAGCGGUUGUAUUUCAUUGAAUUCGUUGGCACAGUGAGAAAAAAAAGAAGACUGUCCAUGAUGGCUGGUAUCAGUGCAAAAGUUGGGGCAUUUAGAGAUGGCGAUCUUGUUGCUGUGAAUAAUGUCAGUAUAUAACAAAUGCAUAGCUAUUGAAAUCACGUGGCUGUAGUAGACGGAAAGAAUUUCCAAGUAGGCAACCCUGUAAAAAGUCUGCCUAGGUGCAUGUGCAUACAGAACAGUUGCUGUCGAAUUGCAGUAAGAUGGCGGUCUGAGGGUACCCGUGUAAAUACAUGAGAAGGGAGACAUUGUUUUGCUCAGUGUAAACUGUACCAAAUUCAAAAAGGGUUGUUGCAUUUCAAAGAAAAAGUUAAAAAUCAAAAGACUGGGAGCAAUUUUUUUUAUUUAAGCCACGAUUUUCUCUGACAAAAUUGUGUAAUAUAGUACAUAAACAUGUCAAAAAAAGCGUGAAGUUUACAGCUCUGUAACUAGGCAAAAAAGAUCCUCGUAGACAUUGCAACAAUUUCAUGUAAGCUGUUAACUCGUGCAUCAACUUUAUUCAGUUCAAAUGCUCUGCUAACAGGUACAGUUUACAGAAUGCCGAUAGUGUCUGGCUUUUGUGCACACUUAUGGAUUCGUAAACACAUUCCCUUCACAUUCAUUGAAACUGAAAUGUUCAGCAAUUGUUAAAAAAAAAAAAAGAAAUUGGGGUCCUCAAUGAAAAUAUCACUUAGCAGAAAAGCGUCAGUAGAAUUUAUCCGUAAGCUCAGAAUUUCAUUAAAGUCAGUUCAGAGAUUCUCUAAUAUACGAGCAUUUGAAUGUUUCACAUUAAAGGGAAACUGAAACAUCCACCCAAAUGUAGCAAUUGCUACAAUGGAAACCCAACCGGGUUCCUCGAAAGAAAGCCUCGCAGUUGAAGAAAAAUUCGUCCUGGUCCGGGACUCGAACCCGGGACCACCGCCUUUCCGGGCAGCCGCUCUACCAUCUAAGCUAACCAGGCGGCUAGCCCCUAUUGGAAUGUUUCACAUGUAUUUGAGUAUAGAAGUUGGAGUUGGCGUUGAGGUAAAUCUUUUUAAGAAAAAAAAGAACUCCGAGGACGCCUAAGCACUUGCUACGAGUUAUGAAUGCAAAAACAAUAAUGUCGAAUUGAACGCCACUGAGCGGUCCUUCGAGUUAUAAACUCCUCGCGGGCAAGCAAACGCAUUGAGAUGCUUGGCACGUUUUGAUUUGACCUUACCGAGGCACAGUUAGAACUCAGCUGAGAGCUUGCUCGGCAAGGGAUAACACAGGCUUCCAAGAGUGAGGGUGAUUUGGCAUCGCAGUGAUGCCAUCUCCCCUCACACAACACCUGGUGCACUAUUGCGGCAGCAGGUGUCCCUUUCACCCGCUCUGCUCCAUCAAGGCGCGCUCCUGACGCGCCGUCGCAACCAAUGGGAAUUUAGGUGCCAUUUUGCUGCUACAGACGCCGGCUUUUUUGCUCAAUGAGCCAUUUGACGCUCUCGCGUAAAAAAAAGGUUGAAUUGUCAAUUGAAUCAGAUAGAAUAGAAAAAAUUAAAUGCAAGCAUGAAUUUGUGAAAUAUUUCUGCUACGAAAGCAGCUUCUGCACAUGCGUCGGAGACACGCAGCGGUGGCUCGAUGGCAUUCAGGUGCUGGUGCACAAAGUUGUGGGUUGGAUUCCCAAACGUAGUGGCUGCACUAUGACGGCUGUGGAACGCGAAAACAAAGACACGUUCCAGUGCGUAAGAAAAAUGAAAAGAUGUGCACAGGCAAAAGAUGACAGAAAAAGUCCAGUGCUCUACCUUUUCUGUCGUCCUUCUGUCUCUGCACCUCUUUUAAUUUUCCUUACGUGCUGGAAUGCGUCUUUCUCUAAAUUCCAACUAGCCCAGCUCUCUGCCUUGAAUGCAAAAACAUUUGCGCUUUAUGCAUUGGUUGUGCAGUAGACGAAUCCUAGCUGAUCAAACUUAAUCUGGAGACCUCCAGAGCAUCCCUCAUAGGUCAUUGUAUAGCUUUAAGUAAGUUUCUGCUCUUGCUGACUGCCUUGCCUCUCUCCCUUUCUCAUGGGUCAGAAUAAGAGGAACCGAAUGGCUCGAUUUGUCUGUUAGUAAGAACCAGAUAGCUUCACUUGGCUGUAAUUUUUUUUAAAAUUGUGCAGGAACUAUCGACAAUGAUUAUCAAUGUAAGUGAAUAGCCGAAUGCUUCUGUGUAGAAAGCUGUUUGCUAUAUUAAAGGAUGAGCCUGGUAUUGGUCACCUUCGAAGCAUUACAACAUUGGUAUUGAGCCUGGAACGGCUGUAACUCGGGGGACCGGCUUAUACAUUCUACAUGACUGUUUUUUUUUUUACAUGGUGAUAAAUGUGAGCUGUCCAUUUUAUUCUGGGUUACUGCCGGCAUUGCUGUGUUUGGUUGAAACAUUAACAGUGCCGCGAUGUGAACUCAGCCCACAACAUUUUUUUUUUGCAACUGCAACUAUGACUUAGCACUGGACAUUACUACAGUGGAACCUCGAUGAUAUGAUCUUCACGGGAACCGGAAAAUAAAGCCUAUCAUCCGAAAAUCGUAUCAUCCUAUGCAUUGUCCAACCAAACCAUAUUAUCGGGAAAAGAAAAAAAAAUAUAUAUAUAUAUAUAUAUAUAUAUAUCUUCCUGGAAAAUGUAUUACGCAGAAUCGUAUCAGCGAGGUUCCACUGUAAUAGGUCGGUUUUGUUGAGAUGGUUUAUUGCACACCUUCUGCAAACCCUGUGAGGGUCAACGACACUUACCCGGACUGCAAAAAGUUUCGCAACAAUAUCCAAGACAGUGCAUCAGUAUGGAUGCUGGUCUUCAUUGGCAGACGCAACUUCUGUCAUUCAUAGGUAGUAUUGGAUAUUCAGAGUUUGUUGCAAGUGUAGCUGUGCAGAUUAUUCUUGCAGUUUAUUGCUUAUUCUAGAGUGUGUGCUUGUAUUCUUAAAGGGGCACUAAAGUGCAAUGCUAAAUCAGUUUAGACUUAUAGAACACCAAAAACUAUAUUUUUAUGUUAUGAGGACAGCACACCAGUAAAACGACGUCAGCUCGUUUCGUGGCACGAACACGCCACGAAUCGCACACCUUUAUUUUCGUCACCGUCUAAUGCUGACGGAUAUGUGCACCUCCUCAAUCUCCCCGACAGAGCGCGCUGCGGUUCAUUUGGUGAUAAACAGUCGGCCAUUACUAGAAAAAAAGAAACUAAGAUCAAACUUUCUAGAACUUUUCACUGAAACCUCAGCACCGGUAUGUCAGUGUGACAUCACUGAUUUUGAUGUAUUUUCUUGCAUUUGGGUGAUUUCAGCACAGGAAAUGCUCUCGAGACUUACAAUGCUGGGUCCUUCGUUCUUUCAAAAUGCAAUGUUAAUGAUAUAACAUUAAUGGUACACAGUUAACUAUACUUGGCAUCACGGCGAACUGGUCCGAAACUUUAGGGUGAAACUUUGUAACCUGUGUAGAUUUAGGUGCACGUUAAAGAACCCCAGGUGGUCCAAAUUAUUCUGGAGUCCCCCACUACGGCGUGCCUCAUAACAAGAUUGUGGUUUUGGCACGUAAACCCCCAUAAUUUAAUAAUACAUUUUAAUAAAUUUCUCGUAUACAUUGUAACAAUUCUGUGUAAGCUUGUAACUCAUGCAUCAACUUUGUUCACUUCACAUGCUCUACUAAGAGAUGAGUUUACAGAACGGCAGUGUCUAGAUUUUGCGCAGACUGAUAGAUUUGUAAACUUUGUCCUUCAGUUGUUUUUUUUUUUUUUU